CUGAGAUAAUGAGUGGAAUCCUGUGAGUAGAAUUGAUUCAUGCCAUUUGCAGAUAUAAACACCUUAAGACAAACUCGCUCCUAGUUUUAAACAUCCGAUGGGGGAAAUUCCAUUCUUUCUUCAUGCCUGUCUAGCGACCAGACACACCUUUCUUCCCUCUGGAGAAUUAAAACCUAACCACUGAGAAAAGCCAGAUCGCGAUGCGUGGUCCAAAACAAGCUGAAAGAAACGAAACUGAAUGUGGCGCAGAGACAGAACUGCAGAACUGCCUGUGAGAUGGCCGCUCGUAAACCGAUCUUACCACCGAGCAAGGAUUUAACCUGCUCCCUCUGCCUGUCUCUAUUUGUGGAGCCCGUGAAGCUGGACUGUUGUCACAACUUUUGUAAAUCCUGCAUCCUGAAGAUUUGGGGGAAACAUCGUCGGGUGGUGUCCUGUCCACAAUGCCGCGUGGUUCUCUACAGGAGAGGUUACACCAGUAACAGGACCCUGUCCAAUCUCUGCGAGUCAGCUCGACAGCUCGAAUCGAAGCUGAAGCUGGACGCGGAGCUGCCUGGCCGUGAGGAACAAGGGGAGAAGCUGAACCAGGACAGGGAGAGGGACCAAUCCCUCUGUCAGGAACACGGGCAGAAGCUGGUGCUGUUCUGUGAGGACGAUGAGAUUCUGGUCUGUGUCAAUUGUGUGGAUUCUCCCCCACAUUCCGAUCACAGGUUCCUGCCCUUGGAGAAGUCUGUUCGAAAGUAUAAGGAAUUCAUAUCAUCCCUGGAGCAAGACAUCUCUGCACAAUUUGCCAAAAUCCAUCGAUAUCUUGAAGACAAAGAGGGCUUAAUUGAAGAACUGAGGAGACUGAAGGAGGAAGAUCUGCAACCAAUAGAAGAGAAUCUGAAAAGAAUUGAGGAAGAGGUAACAUCCCUUGAGGGGAAUAUAGUGAAGCUUGGUACACAUGUUGAGCAGCAAGACAGCAUCUCUUUUCUCAAGGAACUGAAAAGAUUAAGAUAAAGAUACUUGCACAAAGAGAAGGAAGAGGAUGAAGAGGACAUUUCAUGGAGCAAUGAAGAUAAUGAAAUACUGAUAUUUCCAAGAAGGAAUUACAGAAGAUAUCACGGCCCAUUACUUUACUCAGUGUGGAAGGAAUUGAGGCAGAUCAUCUCUCCAUUUCCAGUUUCACUGACCAUGAAUCCAGGCACAGCUCACCGUAGCCUCAUCCUGUCUAAGGAUUUGACCAGUGUGACAAUCAGUCCUAGAAAAAACCUGCAGCUGCCUGAUAACUCAGAGAGAUUUGAUCAAUAUCCAUAUGUCCUGGGGUCACAGGGAUUCACAUCAGGGAAGCACUACUGGGAGGUGGAUGUUAGCAACAAGACUGAGUGGGACAUUGGUGUGACCAGAGAGUCAGCAAAUAGGAAGGGAAAGAUAAACCUGCAACCUAAAGAUGGGUACUGGGUUGUGGGGUUGACAAAUGGGAAUGGAUACAGAGCCAGACAGCACUCAGUAAUUCCCCUGACUCUGAAUGUGAAGCCUGGAACCAUUGGAGUUUACCUGGACUAUGAAGGAGGACUGGUGACCUUUUACAAUGCUGAUGAUAUGUCCGUUCUCUACACAUACUCUGACACAUUCACCGAGAAACUCUUUGCUUUUUUCUGUGCUGGAUCCUACCAUGAAGUUAGAAAUAUUGCUCCUCUUAAACUGUGUCAUGGUAAACCAUAGAUCUCAAACCUGGCAUGAUAGACAUUGAGGGAUUGAUAUUAAUCUUUUUGUGACAAUAUCCUGCUCUAAUGUUGAUCUCUCUCUGCACUUCCUUAGCAGCUGUAGCCUGCACUUGUGUAGUAUAAUCUGCUUGUGAAGCACAUAAGACAACACUUUUCAGUGUACCUCAGAUUGUCACACAGUAAUAAAUCAAAUCAAAUCAAA
Rhincodon typus (whale shark) is the source of this 1905-nucleotide messenger RNA. Its product is annotated as zinc-binding protein A33-like. Gene Ontology annotation, molecular function: protein binding; zinc ion binding. The record is from RefSeq and is a predicted model, not a curated record. NCBI's taxonomy places the organism in Eukaryota, Metazoa, Chordata, Chondrichthyes, Orectolobiformes, Rhincodontidae. The transcript has 5 exons.